UGGUCCAAGACGUCUUUUUGUUUGGUCCGAGUGGUAUAUCAGUUGGUUUGAGUGGUCUUUGGUCCAAGGUGUCAUGGAUUCAAGUAAAGAAAGGGUUCUGAACCACCAUUCAUACAUCCAAAUGUAAAAUAAAUAGUGUUAAUAGACAAAAAGUGAAAAAAUGGGUGAUGAUUGGGGUGCAUUAUGUGAUGCUCAGGAGGCAGCUUUGGCUGCAAAGGUUAGUGGAGUUAAGCUAGAUAAUAAAGAUAGUGGCAAGACUAGUGGAGCACCCCCUCCUGUUACCAAUACAACUUCUUCUACUGCAGUACCAUCCGGGGCAGGAGGAGAUGCUGCACUUGCCUCCUCCUCAGUAAAUAGCACUCCUGCACCAGCUACGUCUACAGGAGAAGGAGAUCAAGCUGGUGAAGACAAAGCUAUAUCAAAAGAAGAUGAAUCAAUUUUACGAAAAAUUCUCCGAUCCAAACUUGUCACAACUAAAGCUGAUUUAGAAGUUCUACGAAAAGAUCCCAAUUCUCCAUUGUUCUCUGUUAAAAGUUUUGAAGCUCUUAAUUUAAAAAAAGAAUUACUUAAAGGUUUAUAUGAUAUGGGAUUUAAUGCACCAUCAAAAAUACAAGAAACGGCACUGCCUUCAUUAUUAGCAGAUCCCCCAUGUAAUAUGAUUGCCCAGAGUCAGAGUGGUACUGGUAAAACAGCAGCAUUUGUUCUGACUAUGUUAAGUCGUGUUGAUGCUGCUAAACAUUAUCCACAGUGUUUAUGUCUAGCACCGACCUAUGAGUUAGCACUACAGAUUGGUCAUGUGACAGAACAGAUGGCAAAACAUAUGACAGAAUUAGAAAUAAAAUAUGCUGUCAAAGGCAACAGAAUUGAAAGAGGUCAGAAGAUAUCAGAACAAAUUAUAAUAGGCACACCGGGAACCUUAAUGGAUUGGGCAAUAAAAUAUAAGUUUUUUGAUUUACGUAAAAUAAAAGUUUUUGUAUUAGAUGAAGCUGAUGUUAUGAUGGCUACUCAAGGUCAUCAAGAUCAGUCAUUACGUAUUCAAAAGUGCUUGUCUCAAAAUUGUCAGAUGUUACUGUUUUCGGCGACGUAUGAUGCAGAUGUCAUUGAGUUUGCCCAAGCUGUAAUUCCUAACGACCCUGUUACUAUUCGUUUACGUCGGGAGGAGGAAAGUUUGGACAAUAUUCGUCAAUAUUAUAUAGAAUGUGACAAUAUAGAAGAUAAAUUUAAAGCCUUGUCUAAUAUUUAUGGUACAAUAUCAAUAGGGCAAUCUAUGGUCUUUUGUCAUACAAGGAAAAAUGCUGCUUGGUUGGCAGAAAAAAUGAUAAAAGAUGGCCACGUGGUUGGUUUAUUAAGUGGAGAUUUACAGAUUGACCAAAGAGCAGCCAUUAUAAAAAGAUUUAGAGAUGGUAAAGAAAAAGUUUUGAUAACUACGAAUGUAUCUGCUAGAGGUAUUGAUGUAGAGAUGGUAACAGUUGUGGUAAAUUUUGAUUUACCAGUUACUCCUGACGGUAAACCUGACUGUGAGACGUAUUUACAUAGAAUUGGUCGUACUGGACGAUUUGGUAAAUCUGGUAUUGCUAUUAAUUUUGUUGAUGGUGAGAGAUCUCGUAAUAAUCUACGAUAUAUAGAAAAACAUUUUGGACGCAAUAUUACUAAACUGGAUGCUGAAGAUAUGGAUGAAAUAGAGAAAAUUGGAACAUAACUUUAAUCAUCAAAUGAUUAAUGGAUAUCAUAAAAGACUAUAAAGUGCUAAACUUAUUUUCAUUUUGUGAACCAUUGACAGGCAUCAUCUAUAAACUCAUUCUUGUCAACUAUAUGUACAGGCGGGAGAUUUUUAAAGAGAACUUAAACUUAAAAGUCAAUACAGAUUAAAGUGUAUUUGAAGUAUAAAUGGGUACACGUGUAGUUGUUACAUUAACUGAAAGGAUAUCACCAAUCCCUACAAAAUCUGUUUAGAUUAAAUAUUGCCUACAUGUAUGUACAAUAUUUGACAUGCAAAUCAAUCUGUAUUGUGAAUUGGUUUGUAGUAUGAAAAUGCCUUAAAAAUAAAAUAAAUAGCUGUACUUUUAUUAUGUUAUAAACUAUCAAGUAUAAAUAUAAAUAUAUUAUAUUAUAUAUUUACAGAGCUUAAAGGUAUAUACUGAUAUCAGUGAAACUCUCUUUAUCUUUAGUAAAGAAGCAGUGUGACAUAAAUUAGAUGUUAAUUUAUUUAAGGAUUGAGAGAGAGAGAAAUGGGGUUUAACAUCCACUCAACACAUUUCAGGACUAACAUAUGGUUCAAUUUUUUAUUUCUAUAAUUUGCUUGUGCAUAGGGAUCUUAAGCAGUGAGAGGAGAGGACAGGGCUUGGAGAAAACCCACGAGGUUGGACAGAUGACCCUACUCCUUGUCAUGAACAACCGGACCCAUUGAAAGACCUUAUGAUACCAUGCACAUGUGCUAUCCGUUCGGCCAUCCAACCUCCUCCAUAUUUUAGGAUUGAGCUUUCAUGUUUUAUAUAUGAGGUAAAUCACUCAAUAUACCAGGAAACUCAAAAGUCAAUUGUUAUAUGGACAGAACAUGUUGAAAUAAUUUCAAUAAAUUUUGUUGAUUAGGGUUGGAAAAGAUUAAAUGAAUGAGCUGCAUAGUAACCAUAGAGACAGCAGUAUCAUACGUCAUUCAUAUAGACAGCUAUUGUUUAUAGACUGAUAAACUAAUUUCUUGAGAUACCUUCAUUAAAUUUACACAGGAAAAAUCCAUUGUACAUUAAUUAUUGUUACAUCUUAAAAAAAAACUUCUAGUUUCCUUGUAGUUCCACAAAAACUCUCAGGAUUGGAUUUAAUUAAGAAAAUGAAAUUUUGUACUGUUAUUAACAAGUCCAUUACAAGAGCUUUUUAGCAGUUGAAGACAGAUUUGGCUUGUUCAUUUUGUCUUUCUCGUCUUCCAGAUAUUGUGUAUCCUCAUCUCAAGAAGUGAAAAUACAGAAAAGAAUAUCUAUUGAUUUUUAACAAUUUUCAAACAAGUCACACAGAAAAAAAUAUUUUUAAUGUAAAUAAAUUUGUAAAAUAUAAUGCUAGAACUGUAUAUAUUCAACUCAAAUCACCCCAGUUUUAUUUCAUAUUAGAAUUUAUUUUGGUUAUUAGAUUGAUACGUUCUGCUGAUAUAAGGAAAAAUACAGCCGGUACCAUGUAUCAGCAGGGAGCAAUAAAAGGUAUAUUUUGUAACAAGGACUCUGCUUUUUACCUGUUACAUUCUGACAUGCUUUUUUUUAUCUAUUUUACAAUUGUGUAUUUUAGAUAUUUUGUGCGUUAUGUUCGGAACAAGUUUAAAUGAUUAUAAACAGAUGGCUUAGGUUUAGAAAAUUAGGAGCAGUACAUUUUGAUUUCUUACAAGGCUCUUUCUUUUUCUUUAAUGGGAUAUGAUUUUUAACAGCAGAUAAGCCAAUAUACAACUUUGGCUGUCUAGAAAAACACACACACUUAUUACUGCCAACCCACUGAUUUGUUCCUGUGGAAUUGAAUUUAUGCUUGAUAUGUCUUACUUGGGAUCGAUUUUAUGUAGCACAUGCCUUAAGUUACAUACUCAUAGAGUAAUGGGAGAUAAAGAGCAAGAUGUCAAACACAAAGCUCAAAUCAAGCAUUUGGUUGUUUUUAGCAGUAUUCAAAGUAACAUGCAAAUCUACAUGUAGAUAUUACCAAACUUUCCUUUUGAUUUGUUAAUGUAAUGCUCUCAAAAACAUAUGUUGAAAAUAUUGUAUUUUAGGCAUAGAUCAAGUUUCAAAUAUAAGUAAUUCGUAUGAUGAGUAAAGAAAUUGUUCCAUGAGCUUCUUUUCCUUCGUGGAUUUUAUUUUUUUACCCAGGCUAUUGGGGUGUUUCAAUAACCUUUGUUACAAGAAUGUUCACAAACAAAAACUAAUGUAAUAUUUUUUUUAAUGUGUAAUUAAAAUUCUGAUUAUGUUGACCUUUCAUUUGUUUAAUUUCACAUCAUAAAUUAUGUAUCAUACAUGCAGUUUUAUUUUAUGUACAAAGAUGAAAGUUCAUUAAAUAAAAUACAGUUUAAUA
Molecule: messenger RNA, 4035 nt
Organism: Patella vulgata (common limpet)
Lineage: Eukaryota; Metazoa; Mollusca; Gastropoda; Patellidae
Product: ATP-dependent RNA helicase DDX19A
Exons: 11
Coding region: 161-1699 (512 amino acids)
Biological process (GO): poly(A)+ mRNA export from nucleus
Cellular component (GO): cytoplasmic stress granule; nucleus
Molecular function (GO): RNA helicase activity; RNA binding; ATP binding
Source: RefSeq, a predicted model, not a curated record